AUGAGCCGCGACAUCGGUGAUAUGGUUCGCGAUUGUCAGGAAUGUGCUAAACACCGGAAAGCUCAAGCCGAGCCAAUUAUUUCUACUCCUACGCCAGAAAUGCCUUGGCAAAAACUCGGUUCAGACUUGCUUCUCUGGUGCGGAAAGGAAUAUGUACUUGUGGUGGACUAUUUCUCUCGAUACAUAGAAAUUGCACGAUUGGAGAACAAUACUACCUCUCAGACUGUUGUGAAUCUUUCGAAGUCAAUUUUUGCCCGACACAGGGUACCACAGCAGCUGAUAUCCGAUAAUUGGCCACAGUACAUUUCGGAGACAUUUCUUAAGUAUUCCAAUGAGUACGGCUUCCAACAUAUUACCAGCAGUCCCAGAUAA
This is a messenger RNA of Pecten maximus, 372 nucleotides long. RefSeq lists its product as uncharacterized. The record is from RefSeq and is a predicted model, not a curated record. Lineage: Eukaryota; Metazoa; Mollusca; Bivalvia; Pectinida; Pectinidae. Bases 1 to 372 code for a protein of 123 amino acids. The transcript has a single exon. Gene Ontology annotation, molecular function: nucleic acid binding. Gene Ontology annotation, biological process: DNA integration.